UAUUGUUUCGAUAUCGUAUCGCAACUCGUGAUAUCGAUAUAAAUUGACCGAUAUGAUGAACAACGAUGUUGAUAUAUUGAAUAUCCUAUCGGUAUCGCGCAUUCCUACUUGUAAGUAUGCACAAUGAAAUGGUUGAGAGGGAAAAUCGGUAUGCUCCUAUGGGCCCUGUCUCACGAUCAAUAUGGAUCGCGAUCCAGUAUCGUGAUCCAUAUUGAUGCAUGAUGCUCCACUCUCUGCUAUGCUACACCUUCAAUAUUUAUCGCGUCAUUAUUUUCAAACUUUUGAACUGUGCAAGUCGUUUUUAAAUAAGAAAAAUGCAAGAAAAUUCAAAAAGAGCGUGUUUAGCCAUAUUACUGGCAUUUUCAUUAAAAAAAAAGAAACAAAGAUGAAGUAUGGGAGUCGAAGAUGGUACCUGGAGCGGCAUAGGUACACUCAUUUGAGAUUAUUGGAUUCGAUUCGACUUUGCAAGGAAUUAAGCGACUACGAAAAUUACUUUCGGAUCUCCACUGAAAGUUUCGACCAUAUUCUUGAAUUAAUCAGCCCAUAUAUAACUAAGCAAGAUACAGUUAUGAGAGCUGCCAUUUCGCCAACAGAAAAACUGGCGGUGACUUUGCAUUAUUUAGCAACAGGAAGGGAUGUACCCAAAUCUAAUGAUAUUUGUUCACAACUUAUUGUGAUUAUUUUACAGCUACUUUAAGCAGGUGCGGUAUACAGCGAUUAUGUCGCGGCAAGCAAUAAGCGAAGCGAUCAUGGAUACAUGUGAAGCUUUGAUAUACGCUCUUCGAAACUGCAUUAAAAUGACUAGUACAGCAGAAGAGUGGAGUAGUGUUUCUGAUGAAUUUCGUGUAUUACAUAAUUUUUAUAACUGCAUCGGCGCAGUUAACGGGAAACACGUAAAAAUAAAGCGUCCAAAUGGUUCGGGAGCGCUUUAUUAUAACUAUAAAGGAACAUACAGUAUCGUUCUUAUGGCUACUGCGAACGUUAAAAAGGAAUUUGUCAUGGUUGAUAUUGGAUGCAAUGGACGCGUGUCUGAUGGUGGUGUCUUGUUUUACACUAAAUUCUGGGAGCGUUUGCAACAAAAUCGUUUAAAUAUACCGGAAUGGACACCAUUGCCAAACACCUCGAUAUCAUUCCCAUAUGUUUUUAUAGGAGACGAAGCUUUCGAGCUAGGCCCUAACUUUAUGAAGCCUUAUCCUCAAAAAAGAGUAUCACAAGAAGAGCAAUUGUUUAAUAAACGGUUAUCGAAGGCUAGAUGUGUCAUUGAGUGUGUGUUUGGUAUCCUCGCCAAUAAAUUUGGAGUUUUCCAGAAAGCCAUAAGUCUCAGCCCGCAGAAAGCCGCAAAAGUGACAGCAGCUUGUUUUUAUCUGCACAAUUAUUUAAUGAGAAAAGAUUCUAAUUAUCAGGCACCAAAUUCCAAUGAGUAUAAUUUUCAAUUAACCACCGUACAAAGCAGUUCGGCGCGAAAUUCAACAAGAUGUGCCAAAACUAUAAGAGACAAAUUUUGCAAAUAUUACAAUGACGAAUAUAGAUGCUAACUUUUGCCACUCAAUUUUUAUCACUUAUGUAUAUGAAAAAAAAGAAUAAUAAAAGUUUUCACUUAAAACAACAGACAAUCUACAUACUACUUUCUUUUCUUUCCACCUUUAUAGCUAGGUAUUCACUAGAGUAUGAGUAGAAUUCAAGGAAAUCUUUAAAACAAAUU
Rhagoletis zephyria (snowberry fruit fly) is the source of this 1702-nucleotide messenger RNA. Its product is annotated as putative nuclease HARBI1. NCBI's taxonomy places the organism in Eukaryota, Metazoa, Arthropoda, Insecta, Diptera, Tephritidae. The record is from RefSeq and is a predicted model, not a curated record.